Staurois parvus is the source of this 376-nucleotide messenger RNA. The record is from the annotation of a GenBank genome assembly. NCBI's taxonomy places the organism in Eukaryota, Metazoa, Chordata, Amphibia, Anura, Ranidae.
UAAUAUUAGUGCAGAACACUGUACCUUUAAUUUCAAUGCCCUUGGAGUCUGCUGGGGAAGAGAAAUAAUACUGUCACUCAGUAUGGCAGAGUGGGAGCAAUGGGAGGCGUACAGGGACCCAGGUCACACUGUGGGCCCAGCAGCAGCGUGACCAGGCGGUAACGGGGCCCAUGGCCGAUAUGGGGCCUGGCGGCACCUAUGGAAGGCCACUAAUCUGCCAGCAACCUAUGGACAAAAUGGAAAACCGCAGGAGUGUAAGGAGACCUCAAAGUGGCACAUGGCAGAGUGGAAGCAAUGGGAGGCCGUACAGGGACCCAGAUCACACUGUGGGACCAGCAUCAGCGUGAACAGGCGGUACGGGGGCCCAUGGCCGAUU